Messenger RNA from Penicillium maclennaniae, 951 nucleotides. Its product is annotated as DUF3425 domain-containing protein. The record is from RefSeq and is a predicted model, not a curated record. The coding region runs from base 1 to 951 and encodes 316 amino acids. The transcript has a single exon. NCBI's taxonomy places the organism in Eukaryota, Fungi, Ascomycota, Eurotiomycetes, Eurotiales, Aspergillaceae.
AUGGAGAAUGAAAGCACAAAGAGCCACUCUAAUGAGUUGACAAGAACAUCGAGUGAUUCGACAAUUUCAGAAGCCGCAUGUCGGCGCAGGCUUCAAAAUCGCAUCAACCAACGGUCUAGCCGUGAGUGGCAGUCCUACGUUCACAGACGCCCUUGGACAAUAAUUGACCUUGAGAACACAGGUAGAAGAAAGGCAUUACAAGCUGCAAAGCAAGGAAGGGGACAAGGACGGCGCUGGAUCAUCUACACCGAUGAAGUCAACGCGUCCUCGGUGAACAAAGUUCCGGCUGUGGCAAAUUCAACACAGCUUGUGAAAUCACUCUCAAUCCACGACUAUAGCAGUAGUCUCCACAAUGGCCCAGUGCGAACGCAAUGCGCCCAAUACUAUGCGGAUCUUCACAAGAUGGUUGCUGAAGUAGCUGCCAAUAAGGUGCAAUCGCCUGAACUCCUCCUACCAGUGACCCAGUUCAACGUCAUGCGCGCGAUCUUUGAGAACGCUGCAAGUAUGGGCUUGACAUGGGAUAUUCUUAGUGAAGACAUUGCUUCAUUGUUCAACAUCGCUGGUCCAGUUACAUUGCACCUGCCACCAAGCCUGGAGCCGAGCGACACGCAGAAGAGCAUCGUUCAUCAUCCCUGGAUUGACCUAAUCCCAAUUCCGUCACUUCGCGACGCCCUUUUACUACAAGCAGAUAAAUACGACGAAGACCAAAUUUGUGGUGACUUUUACGGGAUAUGCAGUUCUUCUCCAGAGGUCGGAAUCAUAGUAUGGGGCGAAUCGUGGGAUCCCUCAGCAUACGAAGUUUCAGAACGAGUGUUCAAUAAGUGGAUUGAGCUUUUCAAAGGUUGCCCAGAGCUCAUAAGAUCUACGAAUUAUUGGCGGAGGAAAAGAGGAGAGAAGCCAUUGAGAUUACCGAAUCUAAUAGACUCCUGCGUUGAAAAUUUCACGGACUGA